Pangasianodon hypophthalmus (striped catfish) is the source of this 4787-nucleotide messenger RNA. Its product is annotated as probable G-protein coupled receptor 82. Lineage: Eukaryota; Metazoa; Chordata; Actinopteri; Siluriformes; Pangasiidae. The transcript has 2 exons. Gene Ontology annotation, biological process: G protein-coupled receptor signaling pathway. Gene Ontology annotation, cellular component: membrane. The record is from RefSeq and is a predicted model, not a curated record. Gene Ontology annotation, molecular function: G protein-coupled receptor activity. The coding region runs from base 2734 to 3939 and encodes 401 amino acids.
GUAUAUAUAUAUAUAUAUAUAUAUAUAUAUAUAUAUAUAUAUAUAUAUAUAUUUACUGUUAUAUAUAUACUUUUGCUGCUUACAGAUGCUUAUGCAGAUACAGGUCAAGAGCACCAGUUCAUGUUCACAUCAAACAUCAGAAUGGGGAAAAAAUGUGAUCUCAGUGACUGAACCCGGAUAAUUAAUUGGAAAAACAUCGCCUGGUCUUUUUCCAGUCUUCAGUUAUCCAGUUCCAGUGAGUCUGUUUCGACUGUAGCCUCAGAUUCCUGUUCUUGUCUGACAGGAGUGAAAUCUGAUGGGGUCUUCUGCUGUUGCAUCCCAUCGACCUCAAAGUUUGACGUGUUGAGCGUUUCCGCCCACAGGACUGCUGCUCACUGGAUGUUUUUUUAGGUUUCACACCAUUAAAUGUCUGUUGUCUGUGAAAAUCCCAGGAGAUCAGCAGUUUCUGAAAUACUCAAACCAACCUAUCUAGCACCAACAACCAACCCAUGGUCAAAGUCACUGAGAUUUUCCUCAUUCUAAUGGUUGAAACGAACAGCAGCUGAAGUUCUUGACCCGUGUCUGCAUGACAUUAUGCAAUGCGCUACUGCCACAUGAUUGGCUGUUUGGAUAACUGUAUGAAUAAGCAAGGAUACAGGCGUUCCUAAUAAACUGGCUGGUGAGAGUAAUUAUAAACGUUGUACUGUAUAGGAUAAAACUGGAUUAGCAAAAUGUAUUAGUGUCUUACUUUAAUAAACUGAGUAUUCUUAUUCUUCAGUGCCAGUAUAAUAUGACUUAUGAUACAAGGUGGUGUUGCUUGCAGUGUGCUGCUUUGAACAGAAGAGGCUGUAUGAUGGCUGUAUGAUGAAGCCAGAGUUUGAGUGCCCUGGGGUGGUACUCUCAUCUUUUGUAACAUGUAUUUUUUUUUCAGCUGUAAAUGUGGAUAUGUUGUACCCUGGACUUAAGGUUACAUAACUGAACAGGAUUACAUAAUUGAACAGAAUUGAAAUGGACUUGAAGAAGAUAACUGAACUGUAAUUACCUUUUAGUGUAAAAUUUUAAAGGUACACCAUAUGUACCUUUCUAUAUGAAAGAUAUCUAUUAAAAAUACAAAAGAUCUACACUUGUUGAACCAUUACAUCUCAACCAGAAGUAAACUUGCAGCAUUUUAAAAUCUGUUUACACCCAAAAGUUGAGAGAGACAACUGCAUUUAAAGACACUCUUUCAAUUUGACUAAAAGACAUUUAGUCUACCUCUACAUUUAUAUCUACUAAUCCACCAAUAGGAAAACAACAUUACUGACAAAUAAAAAAAAAAAAGAACAAUACAGUUUACAAUGGGAAAUAAAUGAUCACUUUGAUUAUGAGCAUCAUCCACAUCAGUCUCUGUCUCAUCAUCUGAGGUAAGUGUCAGCUGCAGAAUUUAAAAAUGAGCCUCACUGUCGCUCUUCACUGCACUGAUUUCUGUUUACGCUAACGUCAUUGCGGAAAUACUUGCUGAUUAAUUCAGUAAGUUCUGUUGGCUAAAUUUCUUGUUAUUAACAUUUUUAUUAGUACAUUUAAAAGUUUUAAAACUUUGCUGUCAUCUGUACAGCGUGUGUAAGCGAUCUCUGUUUUAAUGAAGAUAGACAUUGACAGCGAGUAUCUGAUUACAAACAGAAUUGAUUAGGCUUAUGUCCAUUAUGGCAUGUAACUAUCCAAAAUGUAUUCAAAUCCUGAGAUAGCACUCUAAGCUAGCAAGGCUUUAGACAUCUUCAGACUGCAUUUACCGCUCUUUACCCAACAGGAUCUUUGCAGACAGGCAAGGCAAAGGUUAGAAAAGGUUGUUAGGUUAGAAAGUAACCUAAAAAAAAACUAUAACAAAAUAUACACUCAUUGAACACUUGAAUUGAACACUAUUAUGAACACUACACUAAUACUGGGAAGCGCUUCCCUUUGCUCUCAAAACAUCCUCAAUUCUUCAUGGCAUGGAUUCCACAAGAUGUUGGUAACAUUCCUUUGAGAUUCUGGUCCAUGUUGACAUGACUGCAUCACGCAUUUCUGGCAGAUUUUUUCAGCUACACGUUCCCGUUGAGAAUCUCCCAUUCUCCACAUCCCAAAGGUGUUCUACUGUUGUGUUUGACGUGUUGUGCAUUCUGAGAUGCUUUUCUGCUCACCACAAUUGCACAGAGUGGUUAUCUGAGUUACUGUAGCCUUUCUGUCAGCUCACGCUGACAUCAUGCCACGGUCAAAAUCACAGAGAUCAUAUUUUUCUCCUUUCUGAUGGUUGAUGUGAACAUUACCUGAAGCUGCUGGCCCAUAUCUGCGUGAUUUUAUGCAUUGCACUGUUGUCAGAUGAUUGGCUGAUUAGAUAACGGCAUGUAUGAGUAGGUGUACAGCUGUUCCUAAUAAAGUGCUUGGUGAGUGUAUGUAUGUUUUCUUAAAGUAGAGGUGUCAAGGUAUAUUGUAGAACCUCAAUUUUAAUCAAAACUUUUUUUUGUCAUUUUUGGCUGUUUUCAACCACAGCUUCAAUAGAUGACCUUAAAACAUUGACUGUUUUUAAAAUUACAGUUGUGAUGCAUUUGUUGCUGAAAUUGCAAUUACUUUUCUAAGAGUAAGCCUUCUUUACUGUAAAAGAGAAGUGAGUCUGUACAUGGUCUUCACAAAGUAACUUCCUGAAGACACUGAGCAGAGUGUACACACACACACACACGCUGCACACUGGCAGAUAUUCCUGACACGAACACUGGUGCCCCCCUCUCUCUGGUGGUCCAAAUGGUGGGCUGUUCCCAGUUUGCUCACUUUAAUGCAUCCUCUUGCUUGUGUCAGACCUUCAUGACAUAUCUGGUCCUGCCCAUUGUCUACAGUGUCAUGGUCCUCACAGGCCUGUCUGGCAAUGUCCUGUCUCUUUGGAUAUUCAUGGCAAAGAUUUCCACUAAAACCCCCACCCACAUCUACCUCAUCAACCUGGGGAUCUCGAAUCUGAUACUGUGUCUUACCAUGCCUUUCAAUGCAGCCUACUACGCUCUUAGCACCAGCUGGCCUGCAUCCAGUCUGAAAUGUCAGUUAGCCAUAAAUGUCUUGACCCCAGUUCUCCACACCAACAUUGCAGGAGGCAUGUUUAUUCUCACUUGGCUGGCACUAAGUCGUUUUGCCACACUUAUCCAGCAUAACUAUGGCCAUCGCCCAAGCAGGUGCACCAAAGUCCUUCCUGGCAUCUUCUUAAGCAGACUGCAGCAAACUCCAUUUGCACUGGCCAUGUGUGCAGGAACCUGGGCCUUUGUGGCAUUGGGGAUCAUUCCCACAGUGGUGAUUUAUGCUACGAUGGAGACAGAGAGAAUGGACAAUAACAGCCAGCAGGCAUGUUACAGUGCUCCAGUGGAGGUUGGUGGCUCUGGCUCUCAAGCAUUUGCCAUUGCAGGGAUCACCAUGUUCUUUCUCUGCCUGGCUUUGGUGUUGAGUGCCUACAUAGCUGUGAUCAGACACAUCAACAGGACAAAAAUAAAUAGGGUCAUCUCUGACAGACAGAGGGUCUGUUCAAGAGUGUGCCGCAACAUUUUGGUCAUCCAGCUUGUGCUGGUCAUUUGUCUCCUCCCACAUCACAUCUAUAAAGCUAUUUUCAUUGCCAUGGCACAGAAUAACUCGCAGUCUGGAGACCUCCUAGCAGAAUGCCAUCCUUUUUCCGUGCAUGUAGAGGUUAAGAAUGCUCUCCUCUGUUUGGCAGUUCUACGCUGCAGCGCAGACCCCUUCGUUUACUUUCUGCUGGACAAGACGUUUAAAAGGCAUGCAUAUGGUUUGUUUCGAGAAAGCUUUACCACGAAAGAGAGCCAAUCAUCCAGGACUAUGAAUGAAUGUGGACAGCUUAGUCAGUAUGACAGUGCUACUUUAAAAGGUGCUCUAAAACACGAGGCACCUUCACAUUCAAAAGACUCAAAGACUAAACAAACUUCUGACCAUCAGUUCAUUCAGGAGGUGGAGUGAAAUGCUUCUAAAACACCUAUCGUGUUGGAGAUGUAUAAUAAAUAUGCCUCACAUAGUGCUGCAAAGGAGACCUAACUUUAGAAAACUGCAUUUGUGCAUACAAAUAAAGACAUUCAGGCCUAACCGUUUUAAAGAGCUUUAACCGCAAGGUAUGCAGCAAUGCAAAAAAACAAAAAACAAACAAACAAAAAAACAAAACAAAACAAACCAAAACAAAAAAAAUUAUACAGUCAGGUCCAUAUGUAUUUGGACAGUGACACGAUCUUCAUAAUUUUGCCUCUGUACACCACCACAAUGAAUUUGAAAUGAUGUAAUCAAUAUGUGAUUGCAGUGUAGACUUUCAGCUUUAAUUCAAGGGGUUUAACAAAAAUAUUGCAUUGACCAUUUAGGAAUUACAGCCUUUUUUUUUUCUUAAAAAAACAGAGUCCCUUCAUUUUCAAAGGCACAAAAGUAAUUGGACGAUUGAUUAAUAAGCAAAUUAAGCAUAUUCCAAGUGUUGAUUUUGCAUUUGGUAGCUGUUCAUGGGAAAUCUCAAUAUGCGGUCCACAGAGGUGUCUUUAGGAGUGGCCAAAUUCCUAUAAUUCCUAAACAGUUAAAGCAGUAUUUUUGUUAAACCUCUUGAAUUAAAGCUUCUGUUCUUUAUGAGACACGGUUUGUGGCAGUCUUAUAAUACAGGCUAAAUAACAAAUGCAAAAGAAUACAAACGAUUUAUUGCAUUCUUUAAAGGAAAUGGACAUCUAGAAGCUGAGAAUAUGAAUAACUUGAAUAAGCUGAGAAUGUGAAUAACUAACUUCUUUCACUAGAAGUGACAAAAUAUGUAAUGUGUUCCACAUGAGGUUAAACUUAUA